This is a messenger RNA of Cynara cardunculus var. scolymus (artichoke), 769 nucleotides long. RefSeq names its product oleosin S1-2-like. Gene Ontology annotation, biological process: lipid storage. The record is from RefSeq and is a predicted model, not a curated record. The transcript has a single exon. Lineage: Eukaryota; Viridiplantae; Streptophyta; Magnoliopsida; Asterales; Asteraceae. The coding region runs from base 16 to 456 and encodes 146 amino acids. Gene Ontology annotation, cellular component: monolayer-surrounded lipid storage body; membrane.
AGACCGGUCUCAGCCAUGGACGGUCGGUAUAACGGCACCGGUCAACCCCACCUCAAGAAACAACCAAGAGGUACCAUCAUCGGUGAUGGAAGACCACCCUUUCGUAGGCUCGAGGGUCCCUACCCAGAGAAAUCAACCCAACUCAUGGGUAUUAUGGCCUUGUUUGUCUCUAGUGGACUCUUGUUCAUCAUUUCCGGCAUCACCGUCGUCACCACCGUUCUCGGCCUCAUAUGCUUUGCCCCCAUUAUCAUCAUCACCAGCCCGAUAUGGGUUCCGUUCGCUAUCCUUCUUUCCUUGGUCGUAGCCGGGGUAUUGUCUCUCUGUGUGUUCGGUCUGGUGGCAGCGGCCGUUGUUGAUCUCUUGGUUGUCCAAGUACUCAUGAAGAGGUUGCGACUUCUGGCGUAUGAAGAAUUGUUUGAACGAAACCAGAAAAUCGGUGCAAGUAGAGAGUUUUAGCUUGUUAAAUUCAUAAAAUAAUAAUAUUUUGGUGCACAUUUGGUGUAUGGUUUCUUUUUUAAAAAUGCUAUAAGAUGGUUGUAUAUGGCCAAUGGCGACCCUUUCCCCCUCCAUGAACCACCACCACCACCACCACCGCGCACCGUCAGCAGCCCACCAACAAUAUCAUUGGUGAUUGACCCAACUAUCACCUGAUUCGAGUGUGUCGAUUUGCAUCAGAAGUGUUCAAUUGAAAUGUGUUUUUUUCUUUUUAAUUAUAAUCGAAAAUUUUAGUUGUUGGGCAAAUAUAGCUAUGGGGCUAUAAAAAUAGAAA